This is a messenger RNA of Vigna radiata var. radiata (mung bean), 1292 nucleotides long. RefSeq lists its product as uncharacterized. The coding region runs from base 149 to 712 and encodes 187 amino acids. The transcript has a single exon. NCBI's taxonomy places the organism in Eukaryota, Viridiplantae, Streptophyta, Magnoliopsida, Fabales, Fabaceae. The record is from RefSeq and is a predicted model, not a curated record.
UAUAAAUAGGAUUGCUCCUUCCUUCUUCAAGCUUUUCCAUAUACUGCAUUGUUGUUUCCAAUACAACACUCUUAAACACAAACCCCAUUUUGCAAGAUUAAACUUUUCUGAUAUAUAUAUUUAUAUUCUUUUUCGUCCUCCAUCCACCAUGGCACCCCAUGGAGAGUCUCUGGUUAGCUCUUUCUCUAGGAAAAGCAACAUGUCAAAACCACCAAAGCUUGCAUCAGAUAACCUUCAACGAACGGUCUCGGACAUCUCUUUUGAGCUGAGCAAAGAAGAGAUGGAUGAGUUGAAGCUGCCGGCAAUAUCUGAGGUUGAGAAUGCCAAGUGUGAGUGCUGUGGGAUGUGUGAGGAGUGCACACCGGAGUACAUCGACCGUGUGCGUGAGAAGUUCAACGGGAAGUGGGUGUGUGGGUUGUGUUCUGAGGCAGUGAAAGAAGAGUUGGAGAAAAAUGGCGGAGAAAAGGAAGAAGCUUUGAGUGCACACAUGAGUGCAUGUGUUAGGUUCAACAAAUAUGGUAGGGCUUUCCCUGUUCUGUUCCAAGCACAGGCCAUGAAAGAGAUGCUCAAAAAGAACACCAUAGAUGGUAGAAGGGCCAAGUCCAUUAGCCCUAGGGACAAAGGAGGCCCUAAGAAAGGAGGAAUUGCUCGUAGUUCUAGUUGCAUUCCAGCACUUACAAGAGAGAUCAAUGAUAUCAAAAUAGCCAAUUAAUAUUACCAUGUUAAUCACUUCAGACAUAAAGUAUGUUUUGUCUGAUAUAUCUUAUGUCUGAAAUCAUCGAUUAAUAUCGAUUCAAUCCAAAACUAGUCACUGUUACAUAUAGACAGGUUAACCUAUUAUUACCCUUUAAGUUCUCUCUUGGUAUGAUUAAUCUCUUUAUUAGCAGUAGAAGCCUCUUUUUUUUUCGUGUAUUAGUGUAUAAUUUUACUGGUGCAAAGGACAUGGCUGACAACACUUGCUAGGGCUUCCAUUGAAUCUACUGUAAGUAUUAAGAACUCCAUACACGUCUCUCGUUCAUCUGGUUUGCGAAUGCUUCCAUUGCUAUCUUUCAGGACAAAGAAUGACCUUGUUAUGUCGAAGAACACCGAAGUUGACUUCUGAGGUUUUUUUGGUUUGUUUGUAACCUUUCACUCCUUCUUCAAGGGUCGUCGUUUCUUCUGAGAUUUGUUUGCAUUUCCUUAACUAGAUAGGGUUCUUCUUUCUGUUUUUGUUCAGUGGUUUUGUGUGACCUUGUCAGAUGUACUCUCUACUUGUUAUUAUUCAUAAUAAAGUGCAAUAAAUUUUACCUCAA